This is a messenger RNA of Fragaria vesca subsp. vesca, 1070 nucleotides long. Its product is annotated as protein LURP-one-related 8-like. NCBI's taxonomy places the organism in Eukaryota, Viridiplantae, Streptophyta, Magnoliopsida, Rosales, Rosaceae. Bases 107 to 730 code for a protein of 207 amino acids. The record is from RefSeq and is a predicted model, not a curated record. The transcript is spliced from 2 exons.
AUUCCAUCAACACCUUCAGAAGAAACCUCAUCGAGAAUUCUCGUCGAUCACAACUAGCUGCCACUCUUUUAAGUCUUAACAUUUCCAAAGUUUCAAAGUUUCUGUGAUGACAAAGGUAUACCCCAACGGCGCUGCUGCAGCGGCCACGGCCAAUGUCGCCGCCUACGAGGCUGAGCAGAAGAGGAGGGUAUCGGGGUCCGAAGAGGCCACGGUGCUGACGGUGUGGAAGAAGUCAUUGCUGUUGAACUGCAACGGGUUUACGGUGUUUGACACCAAGGGAAACCUUGUCUUUAGGGUCGACAACUACUUGUCUGGCCGGAAAGGGGAGAUCGUCCUCAUGGACGCCCAUGGCAAGUGCCUCCUCACCAUCCGCCGCAAGAGACUGAGCUUGGGGGAUAACUGGGUGGUAUACGACGGAGAGACGGCGGAGAAUCCGCGGUUCUGCGUGAGGAAGAACGUGAACAUGCUAAACAACAAGUACUUGGCGCAAGUGAACAACAAGAACUCGGUGUUGUACCAGGUAGAAGGGUCGUACGCGCAGAGGUGCUGCGCCGUAUACGACGGCAAGAGGAGGAAGGUGGCGGAGAUCAAGAGGAAGGAGGCGGCCGUGGGCGGAGUGGCUAUGGGAGUCGACGUCUUCCGACUAGUCGUACAGCCCGAUCUUGACACGUCGGUGGCGAUGGCGUUUGUCAUCCUCCUUGACCAGAUGUACGGCUCCUCUAAGCGUUAGAUUACAUAUGAGUGUAUAGCUCAACCACCAUUUUCCCCUUGGUGGAUCCACAUCUUUCAUUUCUGUUAUCUUGUUGUGUAUCCUCAGUCUUCCCCCACAUACGCUUCUGUUGUUUUUUUUUUGUUUUUUACUCCCUUCUUUUUUUUUUUUUUUUUUUCCGGAAAAAAUCAAUGAAGCUGCUUGGUUUUUUCCUUUUAUAUAAAAAACCAGGCUUCGUGUGGGGAUGUAUAUAUUAGCGUCCAAUUGAGAAAAGCAAUAAACUCUUUGGUACAUUAUCAUAGCUUAGGUUUAGAAUUUGAGUGCGUAUGUAUUUAGUUUUAUUGUAAGUUUUUCAGUUCAA